Messenger RNA from Rubroshorea leprosula, 1070 nucleotides. NCBI's taxonomy places the organism in Eukaryota, Viridiplantae, Streptophyta, Magnoliopsida, Malvales, Dipterocarpaceae. The record is from the annotation of a GenBank genome assembly.
GGGAUGGUAUUAUUGUUCCAUUUGUAUUCACCACUGAUCAUCCGCUGCUUAGUGAAUCUGAAUGGAGAAAAAGGAAUGCCAACGCUCUAAAUGCAAUUAAGAUUUCAUGUGGACCAGAAAGCUUUGUUCGUAUAAGAUGAAUGUGGCAAUGGCAAGUAUGAUUGUCCCCGAACUUCUGGAAAGAGGCAACUAUAAGAGAUGGAGUAUCUUCAUGAAAAACUACUUAGUUUCUCAAGAUCUUUGGGUGGUUACUCAACGCUUCCUCAAUCCUUUUGGAAUUUCGAAAGGGGAGUGGAGAAGAAAGGGAGCUGCCGCUCUGCAUGCAAUUCAGAUUUCAUGCGGAGCAGAAAAAUUUAAUCGGAUAAAGAAUUUGUAUUACGCAAUAGAAGCUUGGCAUGAGUUGAAAAGACUAAACGUUAAAGAGAAAUCAAAAAUAGAUAAUUCAGAAGAAGACAAAGAAAAAGAGGAAGAAGAAGAAGAAGAAGAAGAUGAUGAUGAUGAUGAUGAUGAUGAUGAUGAUGAUGAUGAUGAUGAUGUAGAAACUUCAAAGAUUACUGUUGCGAAUACGAUUGUCCCUGAACUUCUAGAAAGUGACAACUAUGAGAGGUGGAGCUUUUACAUGAAAAUCUAUUUAGUUUCUCAGGAUCUUUGGGAUGUUGUUACACUGAUUUUACCUGAUUCUGGACUUUAUACAAAGGAAUGGAUUAAAAAAGAUGCUUCCGCUCUGCAUGCAAUUCAAAUUUCAUGUGGAGCAAGCAAAUUGAGGGAGAUAAGUUCUGCUAAUUCCGCCAAAAAGGCUUGGAAUACUUUGCAUCAGUCAGCCGUCAAAAAAGAGUGUUGGCGAAUAGAUGAUGAUAAGCGUGAUAUUGCUGCUUGUUUUCCAUGGCCAGGUCUGCCACCUCUUUCUCUCUCUCAUCCUUUGAUUUUCGCGGCUAUGUUUUGGUUUCUACGUAGCUCUAGGCUUGCUUAUAUUAGCCAUUAAAGAAAGAGAUAUACCCUUUUUCGCAAAAUAUUACUGUAGUUAUUUUUUUAUUUUCUUUUAAUAUUAGAAAUAAUUUAUAUUUUUAUUU